Molecule: messenger RNA, 447 nt
Organism: Fomitiporia mediterranea MF3/22
Lineage: Eukaryota; Fungi; Basidiomycota; Agaricomycetes; Hymenochaetales; Hymenochaetaceae
Exons: 1
Coding region: 1-447 (148 amino acids)
Source: RefSeq, a predicted model, not a curated record
AUGCAAGAUAUUGACCAGCCCUCUGCCCCAGUCUUGAUUGCUCGAGCCAGUGCCACUCUGUGGCAGGAGCCAACCGGCCUGGAGGCACACCAGUCAGACAAGGAGCUCUGCCCCGUCGGCAACCACGCUAUCAAAGAGAUCUGGGAAGACACCCUUGCUUUCAAAAUCCACGACGUUCUGGAAUCGAUGAAAGUGCAAUGGACCAGCAUCAAUGUUGUCCGCAUCGGGAACGCCGGAGAUUAUUUUGCACCCGUCGUCCUCUCGAUUAGUGUAACAUCCGCAUCUCUCUCUGGCCAUGACAGCCUUGUUGUAGCUUCGAAGUGUCGGAACGUUCUUGUGGAACACAGUAUCACUGACGUCGACGUCGAAAUCCGGGAGGCGGAAGUUUGGGGCACAGCGUCAUCCCUAAACCGUUCACGUUCACCUACUCGUCCAGCCCUGCUGUAG